Molecule: messenger RNA, 9991 nt
Organism: Hyalella azteca
Lineage: Eukaryota; Metazoa; Arthropoda; Malacostraca; Amphipoda; Hyalellidae
Product: frequenin-1
Exons: 7
Coding region: 275-838 (187 amino acids)
Molecular function (GO): calcium ion binding; calcium sensitive guanylate cyclase activator activity
Source: RefSeq, a predicted model, not a curated record
AUUUAUCCCUUGGUAUCAAAGGUAGAAAAGAAAAAUUGAUCUAUAUCAUAGCAGUUAGCUAACAUCGUGGUCCAUUACAUCACGGACUUCAGUGCCAGUGAUCAUGCGAAACCGUACUCCUUUGGAAACGCAAGAGCGUACGGCAAGUUUAUCGCUUUGAAAUGGCAUGAUUUUAGAAAAAUUUAGAAGUUUUUUCAUCUCGUGAUCUGAAAAAUUUAGGCCCGUACAAUAACUUCACUUUUCAUUUGCUCAAGUUCUUUGUGUUGACGUCGAGAUGGGCAAGAAAAAUUCCAAGCUCAGACCCGAAGCGAUACAGAAGCUCUGCGACGAAACUUAUUUCACGGACAAAGAGAUAAAACAGUGGCACAAAGGAUUCCUCAAAGACUGCCCGAAUGGUCUGCUAACGGAAGAGGGCUUCAUCAAGAUCUACCAGCAGUUCUUCCCUCAGGGCGACCCCACAAAAUUUGCAUCGCUGGUAUUCAGAGUUUUUGAUGAGAAUAAUGAUGGCUCCAUAGAAUUUGAAGAAUUCAUUAGGGCGUUGAGCAUCACAUCGCGGGGGAAUGUCGAUGAAAAAUUGCUCUGGGCAUUUCGUCUGUACGAUGUUGACAACGACGGCUACAUUACGAGAGAAGAGAUGUACAGCAUUGUGGAGGCGAUAUAUCAAAUGGUGGGCCAGACGCCGGCGGACGAAGACGAGAACACACCGCAGAAGCGGGUUGACAAAAUUUUCUCCCAGAUGGACAAGAACCACGACGAGAAGCUCACACUCGAAGAAUUCAAAGAAGGCUCCAAGAACGAUCCACGCAUCAUCCAGGCCCUCAGUUUGGGAGACAACUGAACGUCUCUGGGACCAGCCAUCAUGGUGAACCUCUUCAUCCACUGCAAUGUUGAACACCUAAAGAUCUACAUCAAGAUCUUCAGUCACACAUGGAACGUCGACAAGUUUGUUGAAUUUCUCAGUUGUCCUGGAGAAUAUGGAAGCAAAAUCAAAGCUUCUUCUCAAAGCCUUAUUCGAUUUGUUAGUUAAGCAAGAUAUUUGGCUUCAGUCUCCGGCCACUUGUAUCAGUCUCACCACCGCAUCAGCCUCAUGCAUCGACAAAUUUGUAUCGAGGAAAUAAUUUUAUUCGUUAGGUAGCAUGGAUAGUAGAAUUGACCAUCAUUUCAUGGAGGAAACAAUAUCGGCUGCAUGAUGCUAAGCUGCAACAUCUACUACGAAAAAUCAAAAUGGAAUUUAAAGAACCCUAGGGUAAAAUGUGCGUAAAGUUAGCCGCUCGUUCAUAUGUAAAUCCCAAUAAUUCUAUUUAAUUCUCUAAAUUUUAGAAUUUGUUAUCAUGAGCUCCUAUUCGCCUUUUAUGAAACCUUAUCAAAUCACACUGUGUGCACACUUAAAUUCCUUAAUAAAUUUAAAUAAUUGCUUUUUAGCAUUUAAUAAACUCACAAAGUUCGUCCUUCCACAAAUUACUUAAAUUGAUUAAUUCUAAUUACUUCACAUGCAUUGCUCCAUACUAAUACUCCGGAUUUCACACCAAAGCAUCCCAAAAAUUCAUGUCCUUUUCGUGAAUAUAACUGAGUUACCCAUAAGUUAUCAUCUCUAGUCGAGGAGAUAAGGCGUCCAAGGUUUCAGUCGAGUAAGCAGUUAUUCAAGCCUCAUCUGAACUCUGAUGCAUAGAGGAUUCGUUCAUUGCAGAAUCUGCCAUUAAUUAUGCUGCAAAUUCACUUGAGGACUAUGAGGCAUUUUUCGUCGAAAAUCUGACGCUUCGUAUGCAUGAAGUAAUCAUUCCAUCGCCAAACGCUUGUUAAAUAGGCCUUAAUGUGUCGCGAAAUUUUUCUUUUCAGAGCUCCAUUGAAUUUCAUGCUAAUUUCAAUUCAAUUGCAAUUCACGAGUUGAAAUCCAAUUCACGGAUUGUAAUUCAAUUCACGAAUUGAAAUUCAAUUUACGAGUUGAAGAUAAAUUAACGAGUUGAAAAUUUUUACGUAUCUUGCAAAUUUUUAGAACCUUAUUGUUGAAAGCAAACGAUUUCUUAUUUGUGUAUCGCGAGUCUUUCGGUAUUUAUUGUUCAUUCUGUUAAAAUAGUUCCUAAAAAUACGGAUCUAGUGAAAGUUAUUUCUUUUAAAAUGUGUGAAUUAAAAAAAGUUCACCAGGGUGCGAAGAUACGAUCGAUGCUGCAAAUAUUUUUUGGCUUAUGCCAAUAAAUUCUGUGUUGUGACGAACUCCCUGUCACGAACCAUUUCCUUCUUAAUGUACCCAUCACUUUGUGUGCGAUUCUACUACUUGGUUAUCCUGAUCUCAUCAAAAUGUUUCAUGAUUUAUUCAAAUUUCGAAAUUUUAAUUGGAAACAUUUAUUAAAUUGAUGAAACCAAAGUCAUUUGAGUAGGUUGACUUUGUGAUAAGAAUUUAUGUACAUGUGAAUUUGCAUUUCCAUAUUUUGUUGCUCAAGUCUGCAAUAUGCAUAAGUAGUACACCAUUAAGAACCUAUUAUUAAGUCUUCUACCAAAGAUAUAAUUAUGAGCCAGUUUGCAUUACUGUACAUUCGCUGAGUCAUGUUCUGCUAGCCAGGCUUUACCAUCGAGAAGCUUAUAGUGCACGUAGCGAUUAACUCACAAACUCUUCAUGAUUAUGUGGCCACAAGAAAAUAACUUAAAUCUAAACUUGGGCCUCAAAUUCAAACUUUGAUUUGCCUGUAUUGAUAAAUCAGUCAUGCAAGAAAUGGUCAAUAGUACUGAUCUUACACUAGUGCACACUGAUCCUACACUAGUGCGCACUGAUCCUACACUAGUGCGCACUGAUCCUACACUUGUGCGCACUGAUCCUACAUGCACUAGUGCGCACUGAUCCUACACUAGUGCGCACUGAUUCUACUCUAGUGUACACUAAUCAUGAUCUCUUGAUGUACAAGUAACCACAUUAUUGUUAACUGAGAGUUAACCUAAGAAAUUCAGUUUAGUUUUCCUGGCUGUUGCUUGUCGCCAUUUCCAAGCCCUCUGCUAGUGCCGUAUCAGAUGGUAUCUUCAUUUCUUUCAAUCAUUGCAUUUAUCAGUUUAAUGGAUAAUAUCCACGGCCUGGCGAGGGUUCUCUAUUUUUCAACCGUCUUGAACUUGGCUUGUCAAGGUUCUUGCAACACUUUUUAGUCACUAGGCUAAUUCAUGGAAAUUAAAUUGUUGUUUUUAUUAAUUUAUGAUUACGGAUUAUUUUAGUUCCAGUACUUGUUAAUUUGUAAUGUGCGCUUAAUUCAAUAUGGUUGUGUUGACAGUAAAAGAUUAGAAAUUUACUAGUUUUAUAUUGUUAAUAAUUUGUAUUAGCUUCCAUUGACUCAUCUUAAUCACUGGGUUGAGAAUGUUUGCGGAAUUUUCAUAUAUCUUCUCAAUGUGAAGAGAAAUCAGGCAUCAGUUCGUAAUUAUGCUACUGAAUCACCUAACUUUCUAAUAACCUUCGUUAAGUGACUAGUUUGUCUCACAAAACAUUCGCUUCUAUUGCGGAGCUGGUGCAUAACUAACAAAGCGUGCUUCAAUGCAAUCAUUUAUACUUAAGAUAUUUUAUAGCGCUAGAUUUACUUCGUCGAACUUGAAAUCUGUUUGUCCAGAGGCGGGUCCAGAGUUUUAAUAUUUGAUUGAAUUCUAACGACUCGUUGUAAUCUCGUUUUUCAGCUCUCACCAUUUCAAUUUCAAUUUUUCGGCCGAAAUGUUUUUGCUCACAUUAAAGCUUAAGAAAAUCACAACCAGUAGAAUAUUUUUUUAAAUCUUUGAACAAUAAAGAGUUUUUAGCUUUCAGUUCAUCUUACUGCUCGCGUGGAAUAAUCAACUUUCCUACAUGUACGUUUGUCCUCAUCUGUGCGUAUCCAUUGUUUGGUCUCUUGAGUCUGAUUGUUGCUUCGCGGUGCUAUCUCUUCUGGUUUUAUUUUCUGCAUUUGCAACUUUUGCCACAUACUCGUCGCAUGUUAAAACAUUCUUGCCCAGUUCUCAAGCCUUAGCGAAGAAUUUAUGCGGUGCUACCUGGACUCUCUCUGAACUUCCUCUGCAUGUUUCUUCAACACUCGUAGCUUGCUGUUGUAAAGUCAGUCUUCUGUAUGACAGCCGGGGUCUUGCUACGCUGAAUGCCUAAGAAAGGUAUCGUUAGUAGUCUUUGCAUAUUAUCUUUUGGUUUUCUUUGACAGCUCAUUGUUAACCAGUCUCGGCCUUUGCAAAUGUUCAACUGGCAUUGACCUGAAUCUUAAUCACUGAUUAGCUUAAUGGUUCUUGCAAGGAAUUGGAGAUGCCAUUGAUCUCGAGGCUCUCGAAUGUUCUCUAUGUCGUUCGAUAAGCUAUCUAUAAAUGAUCUAGCUGCAUUGUCUUUUUAAAAGUUUUCAUUAUAAAAUAAUUGCUAUUAUCUUCUUGAAGAUCUUUCAAUCAGUAGAUUACUUGCCUGCAUAAUCUUUUUCAGGGCUGCAGCAGUUUUGAAAGGACAUUCUACGUAAAGAAAAAUAAACUUUGAUGAUAUUAUGGGAACCGAAAAUUCUAUUAUGCCCAAAUAAUACAUUAAUCAAGCUCAUUCGUCUGUUUAAUUACUGGCCAGUCGAACACUGGAUAGUUGUAAUUUUUCCAGCCCAAAUCAAAUAUUUACUGAUUUUAGAAUCAUUAACCGAUGUUUGAUUGUGUACAUUCAACUGCGAUUCUAAACUGCCUCGUUAAGGUAAACUUACUUAACUCGUGUGUCAAUUAAAAGCAAGCCGUUGCAAUGUCCCCUGAGCUUUCAUACAAUGCAUAGUAGAAGUAGAGAAGCGCAUAUCAUGUAUUCCAACUCCAGAGCUUCGCAGUGCAAAGUAACGGACGCUGUAGCGAUGAUGAUGUUGUAAGUUAUCAGCAGCUGUGCAAUAUUAUAAUAACCUUGCAUUGCAGCAUGACGGCCGUCAGCAGGAAGUUAAAGAAAUUAUUAAUGAUUCAUUACAAUAACUUACAACGUGUAGACGAAGCCUUGAUAUGGGAUAAUCAAAAUGAUGAUCUGUGUUCGGUCACAAUAAUUAACAUCAUGUCUUCAUGUCAAGCUUAAGACGCCCUCGUCCAUAGUUACGCUGAUGCGCCGCCUUUGUCGUCAGGCUAACAUGAUGCGCAGGGAUCUAACGCGGCGAUGUUUUCUUGGUCGUCGCUUAAAUUUUGUCUAAAAAGUCUCGGCAAAAUGAGGCUUUAUCGCUCAGAAUGUAUCAGGAGAAAUUUUCAUAAGCCUGUCAGAUCCAAAAUGUGUUGGUACCCCGUUUAAAAAUGGCAUUUAAUUACGGCAGGUGAAUGGAAUCUUCGUAUAUACUCCCGAACUCCGCACUCGAGUCGGUUUGCCAUGAAAGAGCGACACGUUGCCUUAUCAAUGUAUAAUUUUGAUAACGAUUUCAAAGAAAUCUAUAAUACACUGCUGAUCUUCAUUAAUUGAUUUCUGACAGACGGAUAUUCCGCUGACUCAUGGUGAAAAACAUAGCGUUCAGCCAUCACCCUUCUCUGUCGUUCUCAAUUGUUGCUCACGAGUCCUCCGCCUAUUCGUGUUGUCUUGUAAUAAACACGUUCUAGACUUGUUCUUCUGUCGAUGUCUAUGUGCGUGUGUACGUGUUGGCUUGUCUGUGCGUGGUGACUUGUUUUCCACACCUUUUAGCACUCGAAUGCCACGCCAUGAAGUUUUUUUGAUCACUACACGAAAUUUACGAGUCUCGUUAUCUUUGUUUUUGUUCUGGAAAUAAAGAUCUUUAGGAAAUUGUUUUUUAAUAUUCUUUUUCUGGGUUAAAAAAAUCUGAGUGCACAUUAGAUUUUCUACUUCUCAUUAGACACGCAGCGGAGAGGUAACUGUGCAUUUUUCACAUUCAAAAUUCGUUGGACCGCUAAAAGUUGUUUAUCGCGUAAAUCAUUAUUUUCUCAGCUAUAAUUUCUAAUGGAUUAAGAGGACAUUUGAAUGAAAUCGAACGAUUUUAAACUUAUCCCGUUCGGCAUUCUUCUGCUAAACAAGUAAUGAUGAACCAUUUUCAAUUAGACAGAAAAAAUGUGUUGAAAGCUUUUGCUAUGAAAUAAGAUGCUGCCACAAUCUUGCUCUGUACUUGAUAACUAUGCAGUCACAAGUUUAACAAAUAUGAAAGUAUUGUGUAACAUAACUCGGUAUGUUUUAUAUAGAUAAAACAAACCUGACAAAAAAAGCAUCGUCGAAGAGUUUGGCGGCAGAGAAGAUAACAACGACCUUAUAAUCACUUGAAAUGUUGCCAUACAAAAUAAGGUCGUCAUUAAGGAUGUUUGUAUGGACUAAAAUAACAUAAUAUUUGCCAAUUGUUGCAAGGUUUUCGGGCAGGAUUCCCUGAUAGUGUGGGCUCCAGCUCCCAGUGCGUCUGCGAUACCAUGGAUCGCUGGUAUCGUGGGCACCAGCUCCCAGUGUGUCUACGAUACCAUGGAUCGCUGGUAUCGUGGGCUCCAGCUGCCAGUGUGUCUACGAUACCAUGGAUCGCUGGUAUCGUGGGCUCCAGUUGUCAGCGUGUCUGCGAUACCAUGGAUCGCUGGUAUCGUGGGCACCAGCUCCCAGUGUGUCUGCGAUACCAUGGAUCGCUGGUAUCGUGGGCACCAGCUCCCAGUGUGUCUACGAUACCAUGGAUCGCUGGUAUCGUAGGCUCCAGCUCCCAGUGUGUCUACGAUACCAUGGAUCGCUGGUAUCGUGGGCUCCAGUUGUCAGCGUGUCUGCGAUACCAUGGAUCGCUGGUAUCGUGGGCUCCAGCUCCCAGUGUGUCUACGAUACCAUGGAUCGCUGGUAUCGUGGGCUCCAGUUGUCAGCGUGUCUGCGAUACCAUAUGGAUCGCUGGUAUCGUGGGCAUUGCAUUGUACGUAACAGUAUUACAGCCGUUACUAUUGCAUGCAACAGCACUGCGUGCGUUACCAUCGUAUAUGCAACAGCAUUUAAUGCGGUAGGGUGCCCAUAUGGAUGCUAGUGCAUCCUUCUAAAGUCUAACAGUAAUGGUACGCUUUAGUAUUGUGAUUGUUUUCAUUAAUAAAUGAGAAGUAUUCUUACACACAAUAGUAUUGUAGCCACAACUUAUGCCCACAGUUGCACAUCACCCUUCCGUUGUGUUGCGAGCCUGUUGACCAAUACUGAGAAUCUGUUGACAGUAUUUGUAACAUCAAUACUACUCAUCAACAGUAUUUUGUGACCCGCCAGUAUUGGUAAUGCAUAGUGAGCCUCAAUUGUAUUGUGAUCUGUUCACGGUCAAUGGUGAGUUCCCAUCAUGUGUUGAGGUCUGUUCCUUCGUCACUGUUAACUCGGAACACUCGCGUGGAAAGUGGUUACUGGCGUAGAAAUUUUCUUUCAUAUUCAAAUUUGGUCGCUUUACCGCAGCUGUUGAUUCAGCGAAAGUUGUUUAUUUUAACUCUGUAUAUCAAUGUAAAACAUCUUGUCUGUAUAAUCAACUCGUUAACUGAUGCUGUGAAAAUAUUUGUUGGAAAUUUGAUAUUCGUGAGAGGCAAUUCCAUAAAGGUACAAAAUUUAUUCAUUCUUUGGCUUGGAGUCGCGUAUCAUGAAUGGGAAAUUCUGCAAUUUCAGGAACCAAAAAUUUAUUAACACACAAAUUUCUCAAUAGUUGUGUACAGAAGAUGUCCAGCGCUGAUUUCGUACGAGUUCCGACUGUCCACUUUCCAUGUCUGUGUUCUGGAGUUUUUAACGUCACGUCAUCUACGCCUCGAUCAACUUGACUGUCUUGUCAUUAAAUAAUGAUUAAUAAUGAUUGUAGCCAAGUGUCUCCACCAUCAUGUGUGUCAUCAUUCCUCGCUACCGUGUGCACGGCAUCAUGCAGUCAUCGUAUACUCCAAAAUACCACCAUUUUCACGAAUAUCAACUAGGUUUUCAUUAUAAUAUUUAUUUAAAUUAUUAAUACUUUAGUUAUUCCCUCCAUUGAUUAGUGUAAACAUUGUUAGAUUCGUGAUAGAUUGAUCACCUUGUGCAUGGUGUAAUAUAUGACUAUGUCUCCUAAUGUUCGUAAAGUCAUUUGUGUCAUAUGCUAUAGUGAAGCUCACGUCUGAUGGUUUUAUAAAUAAAAAUUAAAUCGUUUUGGUUUCAAUUCGAUUUAUUUCAAACUGUCUGCUCUUUCAGUUAAGUGUCUUGAUUAAUCUAGCAUUAUAAAUAUUGCAUAGUUGUAAAUUAGAGCGUGUUAGCAUGCUUUGCGACGACAUAGGGUGUUUGAUAGAGCAGUGCUACGAUACGAAUAAUUUGAUCACACAUUACAAUUAACAAGCGUUCCAAGCAAGCCAGUUACUCAAGAGCAAGGAACAAAUUCAAAGAUACUACUUUGAAUUCUUUAUCUGUUUAGCCUUGUGUUCAUUUCACUUCAUAAUUUUCGUAUAUGCCAAUGUUUUUGUUACGUAUUAGCUAGUUAUUAUGGCCAGGAUUUUAAUUACAGCACCAAAUUGCCGUUACAACAAUGUGAGUUUCGUUUAUUUGGCCUUAUGAGAGAAAAACAAUCAUUUUACUUAAAUUUCUACACAGUAAUCCGCUGAUUAUUAAUCACGAUUACUUCCUCUUAGCAAUUUUUGACUUGCUGUGUGAACUUGUAUUUGUCUUUGUCUUGUCAAAUCGCAGUGUUGGAGCGCUGGUGCUGCCUUGUCCGUGAGCUGUCAAGCCUUGGUCAGCAUUAACUAUUCGCGCCUUGUCAGAGCGACGCCCGCGCUAUACAUCGCCAUUGCCGAAUAGCGUCAAAAAAUUAAAUUUACAUAAGUCAAUCAUGCUAAUUAAAAGCAAUAAAAAGUUUAAAUUCCUCAAGAGUGAUUUAGUUUUGUUGGUUUAAAUAGCAUUAGUGCGACGUGAUAAAAGAAAAGAAUAUACUUGAAGCUAUAUUAUCAUAUAUGGCAUCGUUAAAUGUCUAUUAAUCCUAACGUUGUUUAUAUGCACGAAAAUUAAUAAGUAUGACGUAAGUCGGCUCUAGUGAUGUAGGCAUGAGCUCGUGAUCCCUUAUAGGGUUUUUGUUUUCCCUAUCUUGCCCUUGCUGUAAAGACACACUUUUUAUUUUAAUUUUUUUAUAGAUAAUACUUUUUCAUUUCACUCUGAUCCAAUCUUAUUAACAAAGCGAGAUGGUGUGUUGCAAUGUUAUGUGUUCAGACAGAAUUUAAAUUAAUGACCUCGUCAUUUUAGGGGUAAUUAUGUUCGAAACUUCAGCGUGUUAUGUUCGUUGCAUCAGCGUUAAUUCGAGUGUCAUCGUUGCUAGUAUCCUUCUAUGUCCUUCCAUUCCUGAGUCAGUGGUAAGGAUUAUCUACGGUCCAACGCUGUACCCGCUGAACUAACCAAAUUCAUUCUAGACCGUCACUUAAUUAAUUACUUAAUCAAUUACUUGAUCAUUUAAUUCUUAAUUGUACGCGCUGAACUAACCAAAUUAAUCCUAGACCAUUACCUAAUUAAUUACUUAAUCAAUUACAUCACUUAAUACUUAAUUAUACCCGCUGAACUAACCAGAUUCAUUCUGGACCAUCACUUAAAAGGUUAGGAAGACUUUUCACAACAUCAGUUUUGUUUCGCAAUACGAGGUUGCAAUAAUGUUUUAUUAGAUUUACGAUAAAUUAGCAUGGCAAAUGUUUUGUGAACUUGAAGCAAAAUCAUUGGAAUAACAAAAUAUUGUCGUAGCCAGAGAGCGGAUUGUUUAGUCCACUUCAUUUCCACGUAUUUUGGUACAGUCUCCAAUUUUCUUCGAAAUCACAUCGAUCGCGCCAACACAUGCCACACUUCGUGCUUUAUUUAUAAGGAAAUACAUUGUUUUCCCGCAUGUUGAUGGUUCAUUGGCGUGCUUUGCUCUGGUAUUGUGGCGUGAGCGUCUCACUCGUCUCGUGUACACCUCGACUUUAUUUUGCUGGUCAAUUUUCUCUUCUUGUUGAAUUUUGAGCAAAGUUGUGUUGAUUUUUCCUGACACGAAGCCCGCCUCUUUUGGGCGCAGUACAAGGCUGCUUGGUCUAUGUGCUUUAUAUAGCUUUAAGGCACUGAAUAAAUAAUGUUAUUGCUGUUAUCAAAUCUUUUAUAAAAAUC